CCCGGGGAUAAUGACGAGUCCAUUUGAUCAUGACUCAGCAAGGGUUAUGCUUCAGAAAGUUUUGAUCCUCGAGCGCGAACCAAAAAAAUCAAUUCGCUGCUGAAACUGGGUGAGAAUUUUACCGCGUACUUCAUGUCAAUGAUCACUUCACGUGAACGAUGAUCGAUAAUCUUCUAAUCUUUCAGAUGCGGCUUAGCAGCAAUGGGUUCUGGAAAGGGGUGAUCACGAAAGCAGUGUGCGUACAAUGGAUGAGAAGAGGUACUAAAUAAGUAAGGUGGGCCACAACAGGCUGGGUAUAGGAGGGGCGACAGGGAGAAUAAUUGGUUGUAGAAGGGUCACAUCAUGGUAAUGGUCUCGCCAUGCACGAGGCUCUACAGCCGCUGUACUUGCGAGGAUAUAUGCCGAUGGCGGACGGAAGUCGGAGAGGAGGGCUGGGUUGUUCUUACGUGAGAGGAGGAUAUGUAAAAUAUCUGAUUAUCAAGAACGGUGCUUUGACUGAGACCGACUGGUCGCAUGCCGAUCGGUGCCGAGCCAGACGGACGGUGCUGCCCACAUAAUAAAUUGGCCUGGUCCCCGAGCCUUGUUUCGCUUUCUCCUAUCACUUGGGUCCCCUGCUCUCUAGCUCUCUCUCGAGAGUGUCCACCUCCAUCAUGCGUUCAUCCUGGUGCACCAUCGGUCUCCUCGUCCCAGCCCUUGCUCUGACUGCCACCACUGCUCUCGCAAGCUCUUCCGCUGAUUUACAGACCCGACAGAUAUCAGACCUGUCCCCACUCGCUGGGCGCUAUCAUUCCAGACGAGAUGGCGACCACGAGCACAUGCACAUGCACGGAGCACCCCUCCUCGAGCUCAACGAGACUGAGCUUCAAAUGUGGCACCCCCCGACCCCACCGUCCUACUGGUCCAUCGAUAUCGAAGACCGCGACCCUGACGCUGCCCGCUAUCCUGGCCUCAUGGCCUUGCAUAUAGUCAUGAUGUCUUUGGCUUUCUUUGUUGCUCUGCCUGUCGGUAUCGCCUUGCGCUCUGUACGCCAUGCAUGGCACGCUGUCGUUGUAUUGGUAUUUUACGGCCUAUGUGCCCUCGGUUGUGCAGCGAGCGCACUUUAUAAAAAAUUAACACCCAAUAUGUACGACGGGUCUACUCAUACGUCACAUGGCUACUUUGUCCUUUUCCUUAGUCUAUGCUUGUCUGCUGUUGACAUAGCCGCAUUCUGCAUCCGUCUCUAUACCUUCGUCAGAAAUCGGGAACCGUUUGUUUUCAAGACCUUUUGGCGAACCGUCGUCCUCGGUCGUGAAGAUGUCAACGUAGGCUCGGACCUUGAGUACACUGGGCUAGUAGAUGAGUCAGAGGAAAUCUUCGACGCUGAAACGAAACCUCACAGAGUGGCUGAAGCAGUGGAAUCUGUCCAUAUCGAUAGAUUGGAUGAUGACGAGACCGCAUCUUGGGCCAACGAUGUACAGCGCUCCCAUCGUGGUCAUCAGUAUUCUCAGUCGACAUCUUCAGAACGAACUGUGUUUGGCAUAAGGUCUCCUCGGGGAUCGAGACAUUCUGAUGACACACUCCACGAUCUGGGUAUCCCCGCCAUCAUCCGGCCAAAGACACACAUGCUUCGCCGUGUUGCCAAUGUUGCCUUUGCCACAUUAGAGAGGUCCUUGGUCUUCGCGGGUUUUGCCAUGCUUUUGUCUGGUGUUGUGGUUUAUACCGGUGGUUGUCGCGAAGGCUACAUCAAUGGCUGUCUUGCACAUCUCAUCAAGGGAGGAAUAUUCUGGUGUUACGGUCUUGUCACUUUUGCUCGUUUCCUGGGUUCCUUCUCUGAGCUGGGCUGGUCGUGGAAUCGUACUCCUGCUGGUGACUAUGUCUCAGCAGAAUUUGUCGAGUCGCUUGUCAUCUUCAUCUAUGGUAUCACCAACACAUGGAUGGAACGUUUUGGCGCUCACCCUGGCGACCCUUACACGACCAAACAGCUGCAGCACAUAAGUAUCGCUGUUAUGUUUUGGUUUGCUGGUCUUGUUGGCAUGGGAAUUGAAUCGAAGCGUGUUCGUCGAUGGCUGGCGGCUUCUGCCUCGAGUGCAAUGAGAUCAGCCACCGUCUCGCAUGAGACUAUAGCCGAACCACCGAGUUACCGAGCCAGCUUCAACCCGUUCCCUGCUCUCGUCAUUGGCGUGACUGGUGCGGCCAUGAGUGCUCACGCCCAGACUUAUUUGUUUCAGGUCCAGAUCCAUGAAAUCUGGGGAUGGCUCCUGUUAGGUUUUUCGGUUCUCCGAUGCCUAACAUAUUUCUUCGUUUGGCUGGGUCCUCCUCGUUCAAUCCUCCCUUCUCGGCCGCCGACCGAAGCACUCGGGAGCUUCUUCCUUGCCUGUGGAGGACUCAUGUUCAUCUUCAGUACGGAGGAGAUAACAAUCGCCGCCAUGCGUAAAGGGCGUGAUGAUGAUGUUGUUCCUCAACGUUGCCGUCGCCAUUACUUGCUUCGCAUUCUGCUGGACGCUUUCUAUUGUCGCGCUCAAGGGUUGGCUCAAGUCGCGAUCUCAAUCUCGGCCUUCAUUCAUCGGGUCAUCAUCGCCAUGAUUAGUUACACAUGUUCACUUAGCUUUCACCCUUUCUCAUGUUGGUUAUCGUCAGGUCAUUAUCUAUGUUGCUUUCUAACCAUUUUCUCAUCAUACCUGCUUUACCCAUUCCCAACACCUGUAUCCAUCCUCCCGGCGUUACCCAGUAUCUUACUGUUGUCAAACUUGUUUUACUUUUACAUUUUUAUAUCUAGCACGACCUGCGCUCCAAGUUGCGCCGUGUCACUUACCUUUUUACGACCUUCUCUUUACGACACGACGUUAGCCACAUAGAUUACUCGAGGGGGGAAGCCUCUAUUCAAUGCCC
Molecule: messenger RNA, 2868 nt
Organism: Serpula lacrymans var. lacrymans S7.9
Lineage: Eukaryota; Fungi; Basidiomycota; Agaricomycetes; Boletales; Serpulaceae
Exons: 7
Coding region: 651-2834 (727 amino acids)
Source: RefSeq, a predicted model, not a curated record